Messenger RNA from Thrips palmi, 1582 nucleotides. RefSeq lists its product as uncharacterized. NCBI's taxonomy places the organism in Eukaryota, Metazoa, Arthropoda, Insecta, Thysanoptera, Thripidae. Bases 291 to 1295 code for a protein of 334 amino acids. The transcript has 6 exons. The record is from RefSeq and is a predicted model, not a curated record. Gene Ontology annotation, molecular function: protein binding.
CAGAGAAUGGCUCUCCUUCCUUUUGAUUUCUCCUGUUGAAUAGCUCCCUGCACGAUGUAGUAUUAUUUUCAAGAGUGUACUCAACAACCUUACUAAUGACAGAUUGACAGUCUUUCCUUUUGUCAACCUGUGCUGUGACUCAGUUUCAGUGCGAGUUUCAGUCAAUAGACUCUCCUUGAACGAGUUGUAUAACUCUAACACAUCACCUGCGUGGGACAUGAGGAUCGCCCAUCUUACUUUAGGGGGAGGUGGGUCGCAAGCGAGCUGCAUGCUGUAGCCUACUCCUCACCAUGGCAGCAGUGUUUCUUGGAGGGUACGAGCUGGAACACAAGCACCUGGAGUGUCCGGCCAACUGGGAAAGCGACUACUUGAGCGAGGAGGGGUGCGACGACACUGCGGACAAGCUGUGCCUCAGCCCCUCGGCCUGGACGGACGUUCUGGAGCGCUUCAAGCUGGCGUGGAGCUUCUGGGAGCUCUCGAAGAAGGACAAAGCGCGGGAGUACCUCGUGGAGUGCUACAUGCGGCUCCUACCGGACCCCGUUUUCCACAAGGACUGCGGCCUCGUCGGUGACUACAGGCCUGCCCUGCGACUCGUGCUGGACUCAACGUGGGCCAUGAUGCGCGUUGAGUGCGUUGUAGAUCAGCACGACGCAGUCAACUUGAACAAGUUCGUCGCGAGCGUGCAGCCCCUCAGCAAGUUGGAUGAAAAGCAGCGAGCAGCCGUGUACGCCAUCCGAGGGUGUCUUGCCCCUGAUCAAGAUCGUCAGCGGUGGCUGCGAAAAUCCAUCAAGUUGAGUCCGGGCGAAGGGCAAUGGGGCUAUUACCUGGGUUGGAUGCUCCAGGAAGACCGACACGGGAAAAAGACGCCAUCCAAGGAAGAGCUCAGGCUGCUCCGAAAUGCGUACAAGCUGCGGAAAGAUCCAGACUCCAUUCUGCGUCUGGCCAGGAGUUUAAUCGAGUGUGGCCCAAGUCGGUUAGCGGAAGCUGAAGCUCUCGUCGAGGAGGCCCUGACACUGUACCCGGACCAUCCUCGGGCUCUCACGAACGGCGCCAACCUGCUGGCCAGGCUGAGGGAGAACAGCCCCGCAGUGCUCCGCCGGAUGCACCAUCUCUACAAGCGCGCGCAAACCAUCGUCGGAGAUCGGGCCUUCAUUCACCUCAAGCUGGCCGCGCUUUGCUUCAUGUCCGGCAUGAAGGAGGAGGGCGACGAGCACUUGAACUUUGCCUUCGACCUGAAUCCAAGCGUUUGCAAGAUAUUUGUUGAGAACACCGGCAUGCCGAUCCGUCUUGACUAACGUGUUGGCUUUUCGUUUCUUUUGCGGUGUCUGAAGCUCAUGUACGUCAAAUUAAUUAUUUUCGUUUGUUUCUGACUCAUGGUUCUUAUCGAGUGGAUUUGAUCCUGGUUUUGUUGCUUGUCGCAUUGCCUUAUAAUUGAUUUUUAUUAUUGGUUUAUUAUACGUCUCCCACGACAGUGUGUUAGGUGUCAGGUGGAGCUUCUGUUGUGAUCGGACUGUACUGGUUGUCAUAUUAAUGUCGUAUGGGCUACAAAUAUUAAUUAAAUACAUUAAUUCACACCGAUUAA